This is a messenger RNA of Hemiscyllium ocellatum (epaulette shark), 2589 nucleotides long. RefSeq names its product neuron-derived neurotrophic factor (gene ndnf). The transcript is spliced from 4 exons. The coding region runs from base 162 to 1907 and encodes 581 amino acids. Gene Ontology annotation, biological process: extracellular matrix organization. Gene Ontology annotation, molecular function: protein binding. The record is from RefSeq and is a predicted model, not a curated record. NCBI's taxonomy places the organism in Eukaryota, Metazoa, Chordata, Chondrichthyes, Orectolobiformes, Hemiscylliidae.
AGCCACAUACACAAAACCAGGAUAGCUUCAUUCUGGCCAUUCUCCAGCUUCUGCCUGCACUGCACUCGCAUUAACCUUGCCCUCCUGCCUGCUUCUCAAAAAGAAGUGAGGGAUUUUAAACGAGGGAAAAUAAACUGGACUAACAGAUUUCGAAGUUUGCAAUGCAAAUGAUUGCUUCGAGGAUUAUGUUAAUAAUGUCCUGGGCAGUGACAUCAUUGCUGCUAUUAGCGACAAAUUCUAGGACUCAGAAGCUACCCACCAGAGAUGAGGAGCUCUUCCAGAUGCAACUACAAGACAAGUCUCUCUUCCAUGACUCAUCUAUUAUCCCUGAUGGUGCUGAGAUCAGCGGCUUUCUCUUCCGGGAUACGCCUAAAAGAUAUUACUUUGUCGUUGAAGAAGACAAUACACCCUUGUCAAUUACCAUGACACCAUGUGAUGCACCCUUAGAAUGGAAACUAACCCUUCAAGAGCUACCAGAGGAGUCAAGUGGAGAAGGUUCUGGAGACCCAGAACCACUAGACCAGCAGAAGAAACAAGAGCAUGUACUGAAUGAACUAGGUACCGAUCUGUACUCAUACAAAGGCAAUGAUGUUGAAUCAUACUUAGCACCCAAUUCACCCUCUGGUUUGUACCGUUUGGAACUGAUUUCAACAGAAAAAGAUACAAAUUUCAAGGUUUAUGCUACAACCACUCCUGAGUCAGACCAGCCUUAUCCUGAGCUCCCCUAUGACCCUCGGGUGGAUGUGACUGCUCUUGGUCGUACAACCGUCACAUUAGCGUGGAAGCCUAGUCCUACCAUUUCACAACUGCAACAGCCUAUUCAAUAUUGUGUGAUUAUUAAUAAGGAGCACAACUUUAAGAGCCUUUGUGCGGUGGAAGCAAAACUGAAUGCUGAUGAUGCCUUUAUGACAGCUCCCAAGCCUGGAUUGGAUUUCAGUCCAUUUGAUUUUGCAUAUUUUGGCUUUACUUCAGACAGCGGCCCUGGCAGAGAACGAACAACCGGAGUCAAGUCGCUCACCACAUGGAUGUCACGACAGAUGGCUGGAGCACGGAGAGUGGAUCUUCAGCAGAUAUGCAUUGGCAACAAAAACAUUUUCACUGUAUCUGAUCUGAAACCAGACACACAGUACUAUUUUGACGUUUUUGCCGUAAACACCAACUCAAAUAUGAGCACCGCUUAUGUUGGAACCUUUGCAAAAACCAAGGAAGAAGCUAAGCAAAAGACAAUUGAACUGAAGGAUGGGAAAGUGACUGACAUCUUUAUUAAACGGAAAGGUGUUAAGUUCCUGAGAUUUGCUCCAGUUUCCUCCCAUCAGAAGAUAAUGCUUUAUGUUCACUCAUGUCUGGAUGCAGUCCAAAUCCAGGUCAGGAGAGAUGGGAAGCUGUUGCUUUCACAGAAUAUGGAAGGUGUUCGCCACUUCCAGCUUAGAGGGAAACCAAAAGCCAAGUACCUGAUCCGGCUGAAAGGGAGUAAAAAAGGUGCAUCUAUGCUGAAGGUCCUAGCCACCAAUAGGCCAAACAAGCAACCCUUCCCAUCUGUACCUGAAGACACACGCAUUAAAGCCUUUGACAAGCUACGUACCUGCUCCUCAGUCACAGUGGCCUGGCUGGGCACGCAGGAGAGAAACAAGUUCUGUGUUUAUAAAAAGCUUGUGGAAAAUAACUACAGUGAAGAGCAGAAGAAAAGAGAGCAGAACCAAUGUAUUGGACCAGACAUCCGAAAGAAAUCGGAGAAGGUGGUCUGCAAAUAUUUCCACAGUCAUAUUCUCCAGAAAGCAGUGACGACAGAGACAAUCAGAGGACUGCAGCCAGGCAAAUCGUACCUUCUGGAUGUUUAUGUCAUAGGACAUGGGGGACACUCGGUCAAGUAUCAAAGCAAACUGGUCAAAACAAGGAGGUCUUGUUAGUGAUUCCAAGUAUAGACUCAAAAAUUUAUUGGACUAUUUCACUAGAUGAAAAUAUACAGACUGACUACUUAUACAGCUGAGAUGUUGCAACAUGUAUUUGUACUAUUUAGAAAGAUAUCAACUUGUAUAUUUAUGUUUACAUAAUUCAGUGGUUAUUUGAAGAGACUGAGGCUGAUGCACUCAGAUGGCACUGGGCUUUUGUAGCUGCAUGACCGCAAGGUCCUUUGUCACAUGUGACAUUGAAUAAUAAUGGUCUACAGUGGCAGGAGAUCACUCAAGUGCUGUCAGUUUUUUUGACCUCUACAUUGCAUGAACUGCAUCUAAAUUAUUUCACCUUCCAAGCCGCUUAAAACUAGCUGCCCUGUUAAUCGUACAUGCAAUAUAGAACAUAGGAAAUCUGUAAAUUAUUUUAUAAGAAUAAAGUUCAGUCUUAAAUGUCUAUGUUUUUAUGAUUGUAAACUUUAAGAAUCAUCCCCAUUAAAAUACAAUUCUAAUUAUCUAUUUGACUACACUCUGAAUCAGUUUCUAAUGCUUGGUGCUGAGAGAAAUUGCAUUGAUGUUUUCUUUACAAGGACUCAUCAUUUAUGUAUAGUUUGGUGACCUUGUUAAUGUUUCUUGCAUCUUGCAUCACGUCCGUUUGGUGUUUCAUAUUUAUUGAACUAAUAAAAAAAACUCACUUUCA